GUAGACCUGGUGAGUGGUCGCCUGGUUGAUUGUAAACAUUGAGGUGCGUCGCCGUUGUCGCCAGACUCUUGCCGCUGCUUCACCAUGAACACUGGCCUUAACACAUCUUAAAUAUCCUCCCCGCCCGCCUGCUCCUCAGCGUGAUGGCAUGUGGAGGAUGGGAAGGAAGUGUGGAUUCCAAUCAGCUAGAAGCAAGACUUCGAGCAGGAUUAGAUGCAGAUCGGCGUUACACAGCAGAAAAUGCUGCCAAGUUACGAGCCAUUCACUCGGCACCAACUUAUGAUGAAUUCAGGCAGCUUGUUCUGGGUGCUCAUCUAAAGCCACUUGAUCGUAAUGACAAAAGUAAAGUCCGGCCAUCCAUCUGGAAUUCUCUAGCUUCUUCAGCAACUAAAAAGGCUAGUAAGCCACCUCCACAGGAUACUGAAAAUUCUGUAUAUCCAACUGAUGUACAGUAUGAUGUCAAUAAUCCACCAACUACUACAGAAGGUCUUGUGCAGCUGUGGGAGCGAUUGGAUUUAGCAGAACGACUUGACCUAUUGCGCAACUUAUCACCACUAGCAACAGAGAGACUAGCUGGGGGCUUGGUGGCUGGUGGCUUGCUAGGGGAUGCCAUCACCACACUCCUGGCUUUUACACCAACAGUCAGUGAUGUGGUCAUGGUAGUAAACAUGCUGCAGGCAUUAACACUUGCAAAAAGAUUUACCCUGAGUGUGACGUUAGUGUGUGGAGAAGAGCGAUGGGCAUGGGGUCGACUUCUGGAGAAGCUUCAGCUUGCUCUGUCUGAACGGCCACAAGAUCUUGCAGAGUUAAAUGUUACGGAAUGGACUCUGGCACAGCUUAAGCUCAAGUUUAAUCUUUAAGAUUUUUAUAUAUUAUUACUUAUAAACUUAGAAGACAAUAAGUUGCACUAAUAUAUUAUGAUUUAAGAAAAAAUCUUUUUACUCUGAAGGAAGUAUUCUUACAGUGGGACCUUGCUCAAAUGGAUCGUGGUGCACCCGGAUCCCUUAGUGACCAGGCAGAUUUUUGAUGGGCAAGACUAGGGUGUCCAUUUCACCAAGAUGUCUUGGUAGACUAGAUAUAUUUUGCUCAAUCAGAACUGAAUAUUUAUCCAUAUUUUCUUAAAUACAGGAUUUACAGAGUUAAAAAAAAAUCAGAAAAUCUUGAUUAAAAAACAACUUGGGCAGUCAGUAAUUGAAUAGGCCAAUUUUAGAAAAAGAAAAAUUGUGUAACUGGUUUUAAUUUUGGUGCAUUUCAUUCAGUAAAGGAUAGAGUUUGACUUGGUCAAGGUGCCAAAAAUAUUAUUCUGAAAAUCUUGAGUCAUGGAAAGACUUUUAGGCAUGGUAAAGUCAAUAGGCAUGGUUUGUUGACACCAUUAGGGAUCAUAGUGGUACUUUUGAAAAAUAAAGUUAAGGUUAAGGGGCUCUGGAGUAGGAAGUAUUGAGAAUAAUAGCAAGAUCUCAAUUACUUUACGAUCAGAUUCUGCUGAUAAAUUUUCAUCAUAUGAUAUGUUGACAUUAAUAUUUUUCUCAAUGAAAUUUGCUCAUAGAGCAUGGAAAAAUAAUGAAGGUAAUAAUUGUAUUUACGCUUUAAUAUUUCUUGGAUUGAGUUUUUAAUGAUUUUUCUAAAUGAGCACAAUCUUAGAAAAAUGGAUAUGGUGUUAUGGAAGAAACCACUGAACAUAGUUAAUAUGAAAAUUAAGGGGGCAUUACUUCCAAAUUUGCACAUAAGGGGCAUUACUUCCAGACUGCACAUAAGCCUAUCUGUAAGGGUGCCAAUUUUGGAAAAUUUGGCCGCAAUUAGGGGAAGUCUGGCAAAAAAGAGGUGUUGGCAGAGCAGGCGCCAGAUGAGGUCUGCUUCGCCCCAGCUGUCUGGCGGGAGUUGCCACAAAGAUAUUGUUACCUAAUUAUUUCAAUGUCUGAUUUUUUCUUUGUUUUUUUGCAGUAAUAUUAUUCAACAGUGUGUAUUGUGAUAUAUUUAUAUAAUAAAAUGUGUGAAC
Molecule: messenger RNA, 1996 nt
Organism: Procambarus clarkii (red swamp crayfish)
Lineage: Eukaryota; Metazoa; Arthropoda; Malacostraca; Decapoda; Cambaridae
Product: coiled-coil domain-containing protein 103
Biological process (GO): epithelial cilium movement involved in extracellular fluid movement; determination of left/right symmetry; inner dynein arm assembly
Cellular component (GO): outer dynein arm
Source: RefSeq, a predicted model, not a curated record